Tribolium madens (black flour beetle) is the source of this 2004-nucleotide messenger RNA. RefSeq names its product protein phosphatase 1A (gene alph). The transcript is spliced from 7 exons. NCBI's taxonomy places the organism in Eukaryota, Metazoa, Arthropoda, Insecta, Coleoptera, Tenebrionidae. Gene Ontology annotation, biological process: negative regulation of stress-activated MAPK cascade; protein dephosphorylation. Bases 225 to 1331 code for a protein of 368 amino acids. Gene Ontology annotation, cellular component: nucleus; cytosol. The record is from RefSeq and is a predicted model, not a curated record. Gene Ontology annotation, molecular function: manganese ion binding; magnesium ion binding; protein serine/threonine phosphatase activity.
UUACGUCAUGUGAAGUUCUAUUUUUAGCAAAGCGCACGCGUAACGUCUUUUAAAUUCGCCAUUUUUAUAAUUUAUUGUUGUGUGUUUAUUAAAAAAGCAUGAGAUUUUGUUAUGUAAAUGAUCAGGGAAUCGAAGCAUUGGUUUCGUGUGGAAAGUAAUCACGUGGAGUCGAAUUAAGAUGGAGCGCCGUUGACAAAUAUUAUACAACCAAUUAUAUACAAAGAAUGGGAGCAUUUCUUGACAAGCCAAAGACAGAUAAAUUCCAAGAGUGUGGAGAAGGCAAUGGGCUGCGCUAUGGAGUCGCCAGCAUGCAGGGCUGGAGGGUCGAAAUGGAAGAUGCACACAUGGCCAAGACAAACCUGGGGGACGCUCUUAAAGACUGGUCUUAUUUCGCCGUUUUCGAUGGCCAUGCUGGGGCCAAGGUAUCAGCCCACUGCGCGGAGCACCUCCUUGACGCCAUUAUGCAAACGGAGGAGUUCCAAGAGGACGUGAUGAAAGGCAUCCACAAUGGUUUUCUAGAGUUAGAUAAUAAAAUGCGCUCGUUACCUGAAAUGACGUCCGGUGAAGACAAAAGUGGGACAACGGCCGUCUGUGCAUUCGUUUCACCUAGACUUAUUUAUGUAGCGAAUUGUGGGGAUUCCCGCGCUGUUUUGUGUCGUGGUGGCAGCCCCGUUUUUACCACCCAAGACCACAAGCCUGGUUUACCCUCAGAAAGAGAGCGCAUUGUUAAAGCAGGAGGCAACGUAAUGAUCCAACGAGUGAAUGGAAGUUUGGCCGUUUCGAGAGCUCUGGGGGAUUAUGAGUACAAAAAUGUGGAAGGAAGAGGACCCUGCGAGCAGUUGGUGUCGCCUGAGCCUGAAAUCUUCGUCAGGGAUAGGGAUGAUAAAGAAGACGAGUUUCUAGUGUUGGCCUGCGAUGGGAUUUGGGAUGUGAUGAGCAACGAGGAUCUCUGCCAGUAUAUACAUAAUCGCCUUUUAGUCACCGAUAAUUUACAGGAAGUUACCAGUCAAGUUAUCGAUACGUGUUUGUACAAAGGUAGUCGAGAUAAUAUGAGUAUUGUGUUAGUUGUGUUUCCUGGCGCUCCGACCCCCACUCAAGAAGCUAUCGAUGCCGAAAAGGAAUUCGAUGCGAGUCUGGAGAGGCGUAUAAAAGAAAUUGUGGAACAAAACGAAAUCAAUGAAUUCUCCACGGUGCUGCAUAAGCUUGCAUCACUCAACAUUGAAGGGUUUCCUCCAGGUGGUGGACUAGCUGCAAAACGUACACUGAUUGAAAAAAUUUUCAAAGAACUGUGUCCGGAUCUAGCUGAAACUGAUUUGGACCCUUUCAACUAAAUUUGGAGAGCACUUUCAGGUGUUGAGGUUAAUUUUAGGCUAUUGCUGUUUUAUUUAUUUAAAAGGAUAAGCUUGAUUGGCAUUAGGAAUUUGUAAUAUUAAAAUAUAAUUUUAUCGCAGCCUCUGUACUUUUUAUUCAUUAACACCAGGAACGAUUUUGUAAUUGCUUAUUAUUCCUUUUAAAAUUAGGGCCUAAUGUUUUCUUUUAUUAGUUACCAAUAUACUAUAAAAGUGAUCCUGUUUUUUUUCGUAAGUAGUUAAAGUUUUGUAUGUUAUGCACAAAGCUCAUCAUUUUUCAUCAGCGUUUUCCUCAUAGGAUAAUAAUGUAAAAUUUGUAAUUACUAUUUUAAAUUAGAGGUGCCACUGUACGUUUAGCCAAUUGUAUGUGGCCAUCCUCUUUACCACUUUUAAAAAUAAUAAAUGUUUGUAGUUGUUUUCUUUACUUUUAUUUUGCGAUCUAUGCAAACAUUUAUUAACAACGGUACUUCUCAUCAUAUCAUUGCGCAUUGAUUCGUUAUCUCUGUACAGCCAUCGUGAUUUCAAAAAAUUCGUUGAAAUUCUAUUUUUUAACUACAUAAUCUAUAUCAACAUGUGUAUAAAUCAGAAUGUGUGCUGUAUAUUUCAGAUAAAUUGAGAAUACUCUAAUAAUUAUGAUUAAAUUAUUUAAGUAUAA